Molecule: messenger RNA, 250 nt
Organism: Staurois parvus
Lineage: Eukaryota; Metazoa; Chordata; Amphibia; Anura; Ranidae
Source: the annotation of a GenBank genome assembly
AUUCAACUCUGGGUUUUUUAUUUUUUCUUAAACAAACCAAAAACCACUGAAAAUUUUGAAAAAAAAAGUUUUUUCUUAGUUUUUGUUAGAAAAUUUAGUAAAUAAGUGAUUUUUCUCCUUCACUGUUGUGCGAUAAUGAGGCUGCAGUGAUGGGCACUGAUAGGCUGCACUGAUAGGUGGCACUGAUGAGGAGGCACUGAUGGGCACUGGCAGGUGGCACUGGCAGGUGGCACUGAUGGGCACUGGCAGG